UGCUAUAAUUUUAAACGGUCCACAUUUCUUUAUUCGGUAAUAAAUUAAGUUUUAUAUUAAAUCUCAAUAUACAGCUCACAUAUUAUUAUUUGGUAAUUAAAAUUAAAGGUCCACACUUCAUUUUCAAUUUUAAAUAGUCCUAAUAUAUUUUAAUUUCUCUAAAAAUCAAUAAAGGGUCCGCAACUCAUUUUUUGUUAAUUAAAAUCAUUAUUGUCUCUUAUUUGGUAUAAUUGACUAAAAGGUCAACAAUUAUAUUUUAUAUAAAUCACUGUGUAUUAUUAUUAUUAUUAUUAUUAUUCUUUUGGAAAUAAAUAUAUUUCUUAUAAAUGGGAGGUCCACAUUUCGUAAUCAAAAUUUAAGAGGUUCAAUAAUUAUAUUUUCAUUAUUUUUACAGUUAUUCUAUUCUUAAAUAAAUUACAAUAAACAUACAUUUUUAAUUAAUAUAAUAGAUUGAGUUUUGGGAAAGAAAUCUAGUCAUUAGGAAAAUUAGAGAUAUAUUAAUGUAUUUGGAAAACUUUGCUUAAACCUUAACUUUAUCAUUUAAAAAUAAAAUUAAAACAUUAAAUAUGUAGUCUCAUAUCUUGUGGUAGCCGUGUUAAUAUGUUACCGCCCGAAUGCAAACCUGCAUUUUGUAUGUUGUUGACAAAAAUAUAUAAAUACGUAAUUUUUUUAAUUAUAAACCAUCAAAUAUUUUGCCGCCCGAAUGUCUAUCUGAUAAUAAUUCUGGUCGAUGGAAAAUACAUACGUGAUUUUUUUUAUUAUAAACCAUCAAAUAUUUUAAAAAGUUUAAAUCCUAAACAAGUAAAUUUAGUUUAGAAAACGAGCGAAACAAAUAGGGUUAAUACAAAAGAAACAAACAUACACAUAGUAACAUACUCUAACCAAAAAAACGAGACUUAAAAUGUAUAAUAAUUUCAUCAAUUUUCCUACAAAACAUUGUUCGGGGAUCCGGUCGAUAAAACUAUCAAAUUGGAGGAAACAAUAUACAAAAAGUCCUUAGAACAAGUGUGCCGCGCAUUUUUAAAACGCAUCAUAUUUCUAUUACCAUUUUGUACUAGGAAAAAAUUGUUGAACAACGACCAGCAAACGAGGCAAGAAGCGCCAUUCAAAGACUAUAGCGUGGGCAUUUUCGUAAUUUCAUUAAUCGCUUAGCCGUUGGACACCAUUGCCAUUCAAGAAAUUCGUCGGAGUCUAAACUUCAUUAUUUGCUUACCAAAACUAAAAAGGUGCUCUCGUGGAAAAUUUUAGGCUAUAAAAUGGAGACGAGGGCGAUGGGAUUUCACCACCUUUCUCCACCACAAAAUCUUAAUCUCCAAAAUCUCAAUCUUCAAGAUCUGUGUUCUUGUGCGUUAAUAACACAGUGUUAUGGCUUCUCAAUCGUAUUCGUAUCAUCAAUAUCCAUCUCCUUCUUAUGAAUCGAUACAGACCUUUUACGAUACCGAUGAGGGUUGGCCGGGACCUAGAUGCGGCCAUACUCUCACGGGGGUUUUCGUCAACAAUUCCCAUCAGCUUAUCCUCUUCGGCGGCAGUAGUACUGCCGUCACCACCCAUGACUCCUCCUUACCCGAGAUCAGUUUAGAAGGCGUCACCAAUUCGGUGCAUUCUUUUGAUGUUUUGACCAGGAAGUGGACACGGCUUAAUCCGGAUGGUGACGUUCCGUCUCCCAGGGCUUGUCAUGCUGCCGCUUUAUAUGGCACCUUGCUCCUUAUUCAGGGUGGGAUUGGUCCAUCGGGGCCUUCUGAUGGAGAUGUCUACAUGCUUGACAUUACUAAUAACAAGUGGCUUAAGUUGCUGGUUGGAGGGGAGGCUCCAAGCCCUCGCUAUGGCCAUGUUAUGGAUAUAGCUGCUCAGAGGUGGCUUGUCAUAUUCAGCGGGAAUAAUGGAAAUGAAAUUCUUGCUGAUACAUGGGCACUGGACACGCGUGGAUCAUUUACGUGGGACAGAUUGAACCCAUCUGGCAAUCAGCCAAGUGGGAGAAUGUAUGCUUCUGGUACUUCUCGAGAAGAUGGUAUUUUUUUGCUCUGCGGUGGAAUAGAUCACUCAGGAGUGACACUGGGAGAUACCUACGGGCUGAAAAUGGAUAGCGUUAGUCAGUGUGCUUGGACUCCUGUUCCUGGUGUAGCUCCUUCCCCGAGAUAUCAACAUACUGCGGUUUUUGGGGGUCCAAAAAUGCAUGUCAUUGGGGGUGUACUGAAUAGGGCUCGCCUAAUCUAUGGUGAAGCUGUUGCUGCUGUGCUUGAUACUGAGACUGGUGAAUGGUUAGAUGCCGAUAGACCAGAGACCUCUAUGAGUGGCGCAUAUAGACAAAAUCAAUAUCAACUUAUGCGACGUUAUCACCAUGCUGCUGCAUCAUUUGGUACCCACAUGUAUGUGCAUGGCGGGAUUAGAGAUGAUGUAUUGCUUGACGAUUUGCUAGUGGCUGAAACAUCCCAGUCUUCAAGUCCUGAACUAGAAGAAGAUAAUCCUGAAAAUUAUAUGUUGCUCGACGAUUUUCUAAUGGAUGAAAUACCUAAGCCUUUAGGUUCUGAACCAGAAGCUCCAUCCUUUAUAAGGAGGAGCUCAAGUGAAAGUGCGAUGGAGAGAUUGGCAGAGGCAUAUAACUUACCAACUAUAGAAAAUGCUUUUUAUGAUAGUGAAAUUGAAGGAUAUGUUCCACUUCAGCAUGGAGCUGAGUCGGAUGGAAAUAGAGGUGGCUUGGUGAGAACUGUAAGCUUGGAUCGAUUUGCGAAUGAGGACCAGCAGACUAAUAUUUUAAUGCCACAGUUCAUCGGACAGAAUUCUACUCAAGACUUGCAUAAAAAGGUCAUUUCGACUCUGUUGAGACCUAAAACCUGGAUGCCUCCUGCCAACAGAGAUUUUUUCUUGAGUUAUUUAGAAGUCAAGUAUUUGUGCGAUGAGGUGGAGAAAAUAUUUAAGCAUGAACCAACACUUCUUCAGCUCAAAGUUCCUAUCAAAGUCUUCGGCGAUAUCCAUGGACAAUACGGGGAUUUGAUGCGUUUAUUUCAUGAAUAUGGAUAUCCUUCAGUGGAAGGAGAUAUCACGCAUAUAGACUAUUUGUUUUUGGGAGAUUAUGUUGACCGAGGACGACACAGCUUGGAGACCAUCAUGUUGCUGUUUGCUUUGAAGAUUGAAUAUCCGAAGAACAUCCACUUGAUUCGUGGAAAUCAUGAGUCUCUUGCAAUGAAUAGAAUUUAUGGUUUUCUUAAAGAAUGCAAAGAAAGAAUGGGUGAUUCCGAUGGGUUUGAAGCAUGGUUAAAGAUUAAUCAAGUUUUUGAUCAUCUUCCGCUUGCUGCACUUCUCGAAAAGAGAGUUUUGUGCGUACACGGCGGAAUUGGGAGGGCAGAUACCGUCGAACAAAUUGAAAAGAUCAAAAGGCCGGUGUUCCCGGAUACUACUGAAUCAAUUGUCUUGAAAGACAUCUUAUGGUCAGAUCCUACGAGGAAUGACACUGUUUUGGGUAUAGUAGAAAAUCCCAGAGGAGAAGGUGUUGUCUCAUUCGGGCCGGAUAUAGUCAAGGCAUUUCUAGAAAGGAAUGGACUGGAGAUGAUACUAAGAGCACACGAGUGUGUUAUUGACGGCUUUGAAAGAUUCGCUCAAGGACGGCUUAUAACAGUCUUUUCUGCUACAAACUACUGUGGAUUGGCCCAAAAUGCGGGAGCAAUAUUGGUAAUUGGUAGAGAUAUGGUCAUUUAUCCUAAGAUGAUUCAUCCUAACCCUCCUCCCAUCUCAUCUUCAGAAGAAGACUCUCCAGACAAAGCAGGGAUGCAGGAGCUGAACAUCGAGAAACCGCCUACUCCAGCUCGAGGGGAGUCCAGUGAGUAAAGGCAGAGAUUUGGCAUAGAGAAGCUGCGGUUUAAGAGGUUCAUUUGCAAGCUGCACAAGUGUACUGGAGACUGAUCGAUCAUUGUUGUUGUCCAAUACCCUUUCUUAUCUUUUUCCAACUUUUUUUUUUUCUUUUCCUUAUUUGGUUUUGGUUGAGGACCAUUUUAAAAGUAAUUUUCUUAAUAGUUAGUUUGGAAAACAGUUGAUUUAUUAAGUAUUAUUGAUUCACAAUAUUUUUAAUCAAUAAAAAGUAUUUUUUUCUUCUUUUUAAAAAAAGGUUACGAACUACUUAUAAUCAUAUUUAAUAAGACG
Arabidopsis lyrata subsp. lyrata is the source of this 4134-nucleotide messenger RNA. RefSeq names its product serine/threonine-protein phosphatase BSU1. NCBI's taxonomy places the organism in Eukaryota, Viridiplantae, Streptophyta, Magnoliopsida, Brassicales, Brassicaceae. The transcript is spliced from 22 exons. The record is from RefSeq and is a predicted model, not a curated record. Bases 1366 to 3822 code for a protein of 818 amino acids. Gene Ontology annotation, molecular function: protein binding; phosphoprotein phosphatase activity. Gene Ontology annotation, biological process: brassinosteroid mediated signaling pathway.